CCAUGUCCUCUGUGUCUGGGUUUGAUCUUCCUGAGGUGGAUGGUUCUGCUGUGGAAGACACCUGCAGGUUCUUCUUCCUGCCCACACCCACACCCACUGCAGCUGCACCUGACACCACCACCACCACUACAGUGACUCCACCCACCACUACCACUACAGUGACUCCACCCACCACUACCACCACACAGGUUGUGGCCGCACCCCCAAAAGUAGUAGUCCAAUCACCACAGAGACGACCGGCGCCCAAUAACAGCGGAGCCGCUAAGAUCCUCCAGUACUUCCUUAGCAGCAGAGUGGGCGGAGCUGUCAGAGCACCAACGGGAGGGCGGAGUCAGUCGUCUUCACAAAGCCAUGAGAUAGGAGCUGUGACAGCACUGAGGAGAGGUGGUAGGAUGGACAGAACCAGAUGGAGAGGAGCUUCCAUUUCUUCAGAGGACUCAAGUGAUGAAUGAGACUGAUGAACAAGAGGACUGUAGCAACUGUAGGAACUGUAGCAACUGUAGGAACUGUAGGAACUGUAGCAACUGUAGGAACUGUAGGAACUGUAGCAACUGUAGGAACUGUAGGAACUGUAGGAACUGUAGCAACUGUAGGAACUGAAGGAACUGUAGGAACUGUAGGAAGUGUAGGAACUGAAAUGUCAUGUUAACCCUGAAAAACCUCAAACAGAUACAACUGACCGAGUUGGAUCAAUGACGGUGUUUGUUUUUAUAUUCAGUUCAUGAAAUACUAAUGCGUUGACCCAUGGGGAAGU
Sphaeramia orbicularis (orbiculate cardinalfish) is the source of this 754-nucleotide messenger RNA. RefSeq names its product serine proteinase stubble-like. Lineage: Eukaryota; Metazoa; Chordata; Actinopteri; Kurtiformes; Apogonidae. The transcript has 2 exons. The coding region runs from base 3 to 452 and encodes 149 amino acids. The record is from RefSeq and is a predicted model, not a curated record.